GGGAAGAUUGUGUACCUGUGAGGGUACCUGUAACGACUCCUCACAUGAAAUCAUAAGUCCCAUUGCGGAGAUUUAUCCACCAAGGAAGAAAGCACAGCUCAGAAGCCAGGUCGAUGUAGGGAUCGAUGGACAAUGGAGAAGAAUAAUUUUAGUGGAUCACCAACUACAGGAUGAAAGUUUUAGAGGCUAAUUGACUUCUUAGACUAAUUACGGUCGUCUCGAAAAUUUAUGAUUCGAUUGAAGAUCUACACCUUGCGGUAGAGACUCAUGAUCUACCGGGGCCUCUUCCAUUCAAUAGACUGGCUGUGUGGAGGGAGUGGAAGAUGGAUCGGCGUCUUUCCCAAAAGGUAAUUUUUCAAUUUAAUUUAUCAAAGGCGAUUUUGACAAAUGCGUUGCGCUCUCAUGGAUUGUGGAAGCGAUUUAGUAGCUCAGAAUAUGAGGAACUUGGCGCAAUCUUUCAGAUGACCUUCUAUGAGAUGAUUCGAGCGUGUGAAGAUCGUCGCAAUAUCUGGAAAAUAGGAACAUUUCACAAUGAUAAUGUUCGAAACUGGGAACCAGUUAUUGAGGGUAUAGAGAACAAUAAUCUAGUUCUAAGGCUCAGUUGCGCUACGAUUGUUGGAAUCAUUGACUAUGGCAAAAAGUGGUCUCCCGAGAACUGGAGCAUGUUAUUACUAGCGCCUAGAUUUAUGGAAUCCUAUAUGAGUAUACAUAGUGAUGGCGAACAUGAUGUUGAUCGAGAGUUUAUUGCCGCCUUUUCAGGCAUCAUUGAUCGUAGCACAAGAGAUAUUAUCCGUCAUUGAGAUAUUCUCGCAAAUUAUUUUGAAAAGCUACUUAGUGAGAGUGACACUAUACUAGAGCCUGACUUACAUGACCUUUUACUCGUGGAUGAUUGGAAGUAUUCCAAGUCGAAGAGAUACUUUUGGGCUUUGAACAUCCUAAAGGAAAUCGAAACAGACAUCGCUGCAGUCGUUUCGCAGCUUGAGGGGAUUCAUGGAUUUUUCGGAAAAUAUCGUCUGAAAAUACAUUUCCCUUUACCAGGAGGAAAAAUAAGUGCACAGCGGGAGAAAAUUGUUAAAGAGAAAUCAGGUUUGCCCAAGGAAGAUUUCAUUAGGAUACAAAGUCGUUUUAGUGAUCAACGGGAGCUUACUAAAGACCUCAGAGACGGCCUUUUCAACGCUAGUGAAGUCAUGGAAUCAAGAGCGUCGACAAGACUGGGAGAGAAUGUGAGAUUACUCACCUUCGUGGGCAUAUUCUUCCUGCCACUAUCAUUUACAAUGUCUAUCUGGAGCAUCAAUGAUAGCGCCCUGGCGCAUGUUGAUAUCAUGAUGGGUGUCGCGGUUGCAUAAUAACCUACUUGGUAGUUUUCA
This is a messenger RNA of Botrytis cinerea B05.10, 1367 nucleotides long. RefSeq lists its product as hypothetical. The record is from RefSeq and is a predicted model, not a curated record. NCBI's taxonomy places the organism in Eukaryota, Fungi, Ascomycota, Leotiomycetes, Helotiales, Sclerotiniaceae. The coding region runs from base 324 to 800 and encodes 158 amino acids. The transcript has 4 exons.